Molecule: messenger RNA, 1294 nt
Organism: Aspergillus caelatus
Lineage: Eukaryota; Fungi; Ascomycota; Eurotiomycetes; Eurotiales; Aspergillaceae
Product: putative mRNA decapping hydrolase
Exons: 3
Coding region: 142-1122 (326 amino acids)
Biological process (GO): deadenylation-dependent decapping of nuclear-transcribed mRNA
Cellular component (GO): P-body; nucleus
Molecular function (GO): RNA 7-methylguanosine cap binding; hydrolase activity
Source: RefSeq, a predicted model, not a curated record
CCUGCCGUUACAUAGAUCGAUCACAGUAUUGAUAACACCUUGAUAAGUAUUGACCGCCCACUAUUCUGCCGGGCACGUAUUAAAGAUACGGGGUAAAUUUAAGCAAGAUCAACCUUCAACUUUUUGAUACCCCACACAAUCAUGCAAGCCGGCAACGAUACUAAAGUGGUACCCGAAGCACUGAUCUCGAAGUUUGAGAUCAGCAGGUUGCUCAGGCAAGAUCAAAGUGGCCGCCGCAUCGCUCUCCUCGGAACAAUCGAAGGAAAACAAGGCAUUCUCAUAGCCGAACGAGCCGCCUUCGCUACCGAAUCCCUCGAGGUAUUGAAGGCGUUCCACUCUGCAAUUACCCGUGUAAACAACCUGGGUGAUAAUGACAUCUACCGCUGGUACCUAGCAUCGUCAGGUGUGGACAGUGAGGGCCACCAAUCUGCCGACCUCAAACUGAACCUCAUCUGGCCGUGCACCGAGCAGCAUAUCAAGAAGUACUCCGAUCAGGUUCUGCGCAUGGUGACCGAAACACCUGAGAUUUACCGGUACUAUAUCCGGCCGUAUAUGAGUGCCAAGCGGGAGGAGGGCCGGUUGAAUUGGGUAUUUAACAUCCUUGAGGGCCGAACGGAACAGGAAGAUGUUAUUCUUCGGGACCAGGGUCACGGUCCCGAGGAUGGGUUCCUGAUGCUUCCUGAUCUUAACUGGGAUCGGAAAACGAUGGGCUCGUUGCAUCUGCUGGCUCUUGUGCAGCGGAGGGAUAUCUGGAGCUUACGAGAUUUGAAGAAGAAACAUAUCCCUUGGUUAAAGUAUUUGCGUCAACGGUUGCUAGAGGGUACAGCGAAUAUGUAUCCGGAUUUGGAUCUGGAUCAGCUCAAGCUUUAUGUGCACUACCAACCGACAUAUUAUCACUUCCACGUUCACAUUGUUAAUGUCAUGCUGGAAGCUGGCACUACGCAGGCUACGGGCAAAGCGUUUGGGUUGGAGAACCUUAUUUCUCAGUUGGAGACCAUCUCUGGCGACGAGGAAGCGAGUAUGGCCGAUGUCAGCCUGUCUUAUUUCCUUGGGGAAGCCAGUGAGCUGUGGACCGAUAUCUAUGAACCGUUGAAACGGGGAGUGAAGCCAUUGCAGAACUAGAACUGUGCUUAGCUAUAGACAGGAAGACCAUAGACAUGGUUAUGACUGAUAUGAACUUAUGACAGAGACAUAUUCCCAUGAAAUUAUCUGCAUGAAUUCUCUGCGAAAUAAAUCAUAUUUACAUAAACAUAACUGACAGGCCCAUGUGAUCAAUAUAUUGACUGGGCCAAAC